UCCCUUCCUGGUUGCGCAGAGGGCUGACGGUGAUCUACCUUAACCUCACCAUGAAGACAAAUAUUAUCAACACAUGGCAGUCCUUUGUAAGAAUCCCCAAUGCGAUCGUCCCAGCUACUGGACAGGAAAUCCGGCGGAUGGAAAACGGAGCGUGCAGCUCCUUUUCUGACGACGACAAUGCCUCUCUGUCUGAAGCAGAGAGUGAGGACUCUUUCUUUAGAAACAGCUCACACAGAAGGCAAGGACCAUCCCAGAGGGAGCAGUACUUGCCAGGCACUAUGGCUCUUUUCAAUGUUAACAACAGCAGCAACAAAGAGCAAGACCCUAAAGAAAAAAAGAAAAAGAAGAAGGAGAAGAAGAGCAAGGCAGAUGAUAAGAAUGAAAAUAAGAAGGACCCAGAGAAGAAAAAGAAGAAGGAGAAGGAAAAAGAGAAGAAAAAGAAGGAGGAGAAAGACAAAGACAAGAAGGAAGAGGAGAAGAAAGAAGUGGUGAUUGUUGAUCCUUCAGGAAACACGUACUACAACUGGCUGCUUUGCAUCACUUUACCUGUGAUGUACAACUGGACAAUGAUAAUUGCAAGAGCAUGUUUUGAUGAACUCCAGUCUGAUUACCUAGAAUACUGGCUCAUUUUUGAUUAUGUAUCAGACAUGAUCUACGUUGUUGACAUGUUCGUACGAACAAGGACAGGUUACCUGGAACAAGGGUUGCUGGUGAAGGACAAAGUAAAACUCAUAGAGAAGUAUAAAGCGAACUUGCAGUUUAAACUUGACGUUCUGUCAAUGGUACCCACUGAUCUGCUGUAUUUCAAGAUAGGGUGGAACUAUCCAGAAAUUAGGUUAAACCGGCUGUUGAGGAUCUCUCGAAUGUUUGAGUUCUUCCAGCGCACAGAGACAAGGACCAACUAUCCAAACAUCUUUAGGAUUUCUAACCUUGUCAUGUACAUUGUCAUUAUUAUCCACUGGAACGCGUGUGUGUACUACUCCAUCUCGAAGGCUAUUGGAUUUGGGAAUGACACAUGGGUCUACCCCGACGUGAAUGAUCCUGAAUUUGGCCGCUUGUCUCGAAAAUAUGUCUACAGCCUUUAUUGGUCUACGCUGACUUUGACAACCAUCGGCGAAACUCCGCCUCCUGUGCUGGAUUCUGAGUAUAUCUUUGUGGUAGUUGACUUCUUAAUUGGAGUUUUAAUUUUUGCCACCAUUGUCGGUAACAUAGGUUCCAUGAUUUCCAAUAUGAAUGCAGCCAGGGCGGAAUUUCAAGCAAGAGUUGAUGCUAUCAAGCAAUACAUGAAUUUCCGAAAUGUGAGCAAAGAUAUGGAAAAGAGGGUUAUUAAAUGGUUCGACUACCUCUGGACCAACAAAAAAACAGUUGAUGAGAAAGAAGUCUUGAAAUACCUACCUGACAAACUAAGGGCAGAGAUCGCCAUCAACGUCCACUUAGACACGUUAAAAAAGGUCCGCAUCUUUGCAGACUGUGAAGCUGGUCUGCUGGUGGAGCUGGUGCUGAAGCUACAGCCCCAGGUGUACAGUCCUGGCGAUUACAUAUGCAAGAAAGGGGACAUCGGGCGAGAGAUGUACAUCAUCAAAGAAGGCAAACUUGCUGUGGUGGCCGAUGACGGAAUCACCCAGUUUGUCGUGUUGAGUGAUGGCAGCUACUUCGGUGAGAUCAGCAUUCUCAAUAUCAAAGGCAGCAAGGCUGGCAACCGAAGAACAGCCAAUAUUAAAAGCAUUGGCUACUCAGACCUGUUCUGCCUCUCGAAAGAUGACCUCAUGGAAGCGCUUACGGAGUACCCAGAUGCCAAAACUAUGCUGGAAGAGAAAGGAAGGCAGAUCUUAAUGAAAGAUGGUCUACUGGAUUUAAACAUCGCAAAUCUGGGCAGUGACCCCAAAGACCUGGAAGAGAAGGUCACACGAAUGGAAGGCUCAGUCGACCUCCUGCAAACCCGAUUUGCCCGCAUCUUGGCUGAAUACGAGUCGAUGCAGCAGAAACUCAAGAAAAGGUUAACCAAGGUCGAGAGAUUUCUGAAACCACUUAUCGAAACAGAAUUUUCAGCUCUCGAGGAGCCUGGAGGAGAAAGUGAGCACACAGAGUCUGCAUGGGACUGA
Microtus oregoni (creeping vole) is the source of this 2102-nucleotide messenger RNA. It is a transcript of the gene Cnga1, whose product is annotated as cyclic nucleotide gated channel subunit alpha 1. The record is from RefSeq and is a predicted model, not a curated record. Gene Ontology annotation, cellular component: plasma membrane; intracellular cyclic nucleotide activated cation channel complex. Lineage: Eukaryota; Metazoa; Chordata; Mammalia; Rodentia; Cricetidae. The transcript is spliced from 9 exons. Gene Ontology annotation, molecular function: intracellularly cGMP-activated cation channel activity; cGMP binding; protein-containing complex binding. Bases 51 to 2102 code for a protein of 683 amino acids. Gene Ontology annotation, biological process: monoatomic cation transmembrane transport.